UCGGUCGUCACUAUCGUGUCCAGUCGCGAGUUGCGACGACUUACAACAGUGAGACGCUGGCGGGCUAGCGCGGCGGACGACAUACCGGUGGAAGAGCGUGGCGAUCAUGGCGCGGGUGACAGUGCAGCAGGGCUUGCUGGAGGGCGAACUCCUUGACGCGGUCAGCGGGGACUGCCGCUACUACAGCUUCAAAGGCAUUCCCUAUGCGGAACCUCCCUUACGAACACUUAGGUUCAAGGCCCCAAAACCCCCGCUACCGUGGACGGGUGUAAGAAAAGCGAUUCAACACGGAUCCCCCUGUCCUCAAAAGGAUAUAUUUACCAAUGAACUGUUGGCCGGUUCGGAGGACUGCCUGUAUUUAAACGUUUAUUCGCCGAACUUGAAGCCCGAGGCACCACUGCCGGUUAUGGUAUUCAUCCAUGGCGGCGGAUUCAAGAGUGGAUCGGGCGACGUGGAUCAUUACGGACCGGAUUUUCUUAUGUGCCACGACGUCAUUCUUGUCACGGUUAAUUAUAGACUAGAAGCUCUAGGAUUUCUCUGCAUGGACACAGCUGAGGUCCCGGGCAAUGCCGGCUUGAAGGACCAAGUGGCUGCGCUGAGGUGGGUGAAGCAAAAUAUAGGGAGCUUCGGCGGCGAUGCUGACAACGUGACAGUGUUCGGCGAGAGCGCGGGCGGCGCCGCCACGGCGCUUCACGUACUCUCGCCGAUGUCCCGGGGACUCUUCAGGAGAGCGAUCCCCAUGAGCGGCGUGCCCUUUUGUGACUGGGCUACUAGCUUUGAACCUAGGAGACGCGCAUUCGUCCUGGGAAAGCAGCUGGGAUUAGAAACCACCGAUCCCCAGGAACUUUUAGAGUUCCUUCAAAACGUUCCCGUUGAAAAGUUAGUUGAUACCAACCCUUGCGUAUUAGUAUCCGAAGAAAUGGAAUCCAGCAAUCUGCUCAAAAUGUUCCAUUUUGGUCCAGUUGUAGAGAAAGACUUUGGGCGCGAACAUUUCAUAACAGAAGACCCCGACGUAGCAAUGAGGUCUGGUCGAGUCAACAAAGUGGACGUUAUGAUAGGAUAUACAAGCGAAGAAUCGUUGAUCGGUUUGCAAUAUAUCGUGAACAAACUCGUUAAAUCCUACAACCGAUAUCCCGAAAUGCUCGUUCCUAGAAAGAUUUUGUUGAAAUGCAACGCCGGGAUCGUGAUGCAGUUGUCGGAUAGAAUUCACAAACAUUACUUUGGAGAUAAGCCCAUAAAUAUGGACCAUAUCAAAAAAUUCGUAGAAUAUGCUUCUCAUACCACUUUCAUUUACGACAUACACAAGUAUGUUAAGCUUUUGCCUAAAAUUGGAACAAAGAUUUACAUGUACAAAUUCUCUUGCAUAUCUGAUAGAUGCAUUUACGGAAAAGAAGGAUUGAAAUAUGGUAUAGUCGGAACAUCACACCUCGAUGACCUGAUGCAUCUGUUCGACCCAAAACUGCACAACUUGUCACUCGACAAGGACAGCUCGACAUACAAGAUGAUUAAACAAACGUGUCAACUUUUUACGAACUUUGCCAAGUUCGGCAAUCCGACUCCCGACAGCACCCUGGGCGUGAAGUGGGCCGAGUACGACGAGAGCACCGGCGCUUAUCUAGACAUAGCGGAGCAGCUCACACCGGGCACGGGGCUCGACGCCGCCGCUGUCACCUUCUGGACUGGCAUAUACGAGGCGGCCGCCCUGCCUUGACCUCGCGAUAACCGACCGUAGCUUUCAGUUUUUCAAACAUUUUGUAGAAGUAUUUUUUUAUUUAAGUCAAAAUACAAUUAUCAUCAAGUUAAUAACUGCGUAGAUUGUAAGGAUGUUUUUCGUUUCGUUAU
Papilio machaon (common yellow swallowtail) is the source of this 1842-nucleotide messenger RNA. RefSeq names its product juvenile hormone esterase (gene ae45). NCBI's taxonomy places the organism in Eukaryota, Metazoa, Arthropoda, Insecta, Lepidoptera, Papilionidae. Bases 107 to 1711 code for a protein of 534 amino acids. The record is from RefSeq and is a predicted model, not a curated record. The transcript is spliced from 3 exons.